Messenger RNA from Nasonia vitripennis (jewel wasp), 5202 nucleotides. RefSeq lists its product as uncharacterized. NCBI's taxonomy places the organism in Eukaryota, Metazoa, Arthropoda, Insecta, Hymenoptera, Pteromalidae. The coding region runs from base 3139 to 3603 and encodes 154 amino acids. The record is from RefSeq and is a predicted model, not a curated record. The transcript is spliced from 6 exons.
CCAAAAGUUUUUUAUUAUCAUUUUGAAUUUAAGAGAUUCAAAAUUCGCGCCGCUGGACAUGCGCCGCAUGCGCGCGACUGCGCCGUAUGCGCGCGAUUUUCUUAUGUUUUAUCUCCUGUUUAAAUUAGCGAGAAUUGUCGUUCAUUCUUGCUUUAGCGACUUGUGCGUGAAGAGCUAAGAAAUUUUCUCGAGCGACAAUUAUUGAUCAUCAAUAAUUAUCUAUCUUGCAUUGCAAUCUUGUUUGUUCAAUUGUCAAGUGUAGUAAGUGUAAUAUUAUGUUUUAACAAAAAUACCAAUUUGUAAUAAACAAACUUGCUCCUCAGAAUCCAAUCGUUGAUAAGUCGAGAGGCAAUUCCUGGAAAAGCUGUACACCGCGCCCACCUCGCCUGCGUACAUCUGCGGCUAGAAGGAGGCUGUCCAGGCGGCUGUACAGGAAAGCCCAGCCUUAUCAGCUGCGAGUGAAAAGCUGACAGUUCAUCAGUCUCCAGCAACAUCAACUGGAAGACUCUCAACAUUUCCUUUUUAUUUGCCACAGAUUCCCAUCGUAUAAAUUUACAGUUUUUGUUUACAAUAUAUUUGUAGUUGCAGGUUCACAAACGGAGAGCAGAUUUAAGAAACUGACCAUCCAUCGCACUUUCCAAUAACAUCAUCUUGGAGGACUCUCAACUGGAUUGCUAUCUAGCAGGUGUAUUAACAAAAUCAUCGCACGGACGGAGGUUCAUCAGAAGGUUGGAGAGCUUCGGUGCCUUUUAAGGGUUCAAGGUUAUUGUAAAAAAACCUUUUCUAUACUUUUUAUUUGAUAUAUAGAUAAGUACUUGUAUUUUUUUUAUACUUAGACUACUAUAGCAUAGAUAUGUAUAAAUUAAAGUCCAUGCAGAGUAGUCGUAAGUCUUUAGACGAGUGUAGUUUCGAUCACAGGGCUCGUAUGAAGAGGUUGUAUGAUAGGGCUCGUCACGACAAUUCUCAAAGUACUAGUGGUAGAAUUAGAGAAGAUAUUGCAGCUGAAAGCGAUCGCAUUUCCAAUGCUAGUAACAGUUUAGAUGACCGUAUGAUUGGUGAUGAGGAUAUCACGGAUGAUUUUGCUAAUGAUAUGAUCCAUUCUGACCGUGCCUCUUCCAUCGAAACGCUUAAUUCAUCGAUUAGCGAUGAUGAUCGCAGUUCAGUUUGUAGUGAACCUCAUGAAAACUUGGAGGAUUUCGAGAAUAGGCUAGCUGUAGCUUUUACCGAUUGCAAUAUGUCUCAUAAACAAAUCAAUGAGGUAUUGCACGUUCUGGGAACACAUCGUUGUUUCGCAAAUCUACAUAGGGACGCUCGUACAAUUUUAAAAACUCCUAUCAUGGCUCAUCCUCCAGAAGAAAUAGCCGGGGGGGAUAGAUAAGAAUACUUACAUUUAGGUGUUGCAAAAGUUUUAAUUAAAAUUGUUUCAUCUACUCCUAUACAUGAGGUUCCUGAUGUUCUAGAAAUAGAUAUUAGUACUGAUGAAGCAAGUUUAGAUAAACAAAGCAAAAUCUUGAUGUGGCCUAUACAGGUGCGUAUAGCUAACAUUUUCAAGAGUGCUCCAGAAAUUGUAGGUAUUUUCAAAGGUUCGAAAAAACCAACGAGUGCUCGCGUUUUUUUGGAAAAAACAGUCCAGGAAUUAUUCCAGAUUCUUCAAGAGGGAAUCUAUGUUAGGAUUUUAGUUAGUCCUUGGUGCUCUCAGGAAAAUGUUGAUUUUGCAGAACAGUGCAUUCAAAUAUUUGUUGGUCAUGCUUCACAAAUAUACGGUAUCGAAUUUCUUUCCUAUAAUACGCAUGCUCUAUUACAUCUUCCUGAUGAUGUAAGAUCUUUUGGACCACUUGAUGGUUAUUCAGCUUUUCCUUUUGAGAACAAUAUGACUUAUUGUAGAAAAUUAUGUCGGAAGCCAGGUCAACAUCUUCAACAAAUUGCAAAUAGGAGAUCAGAACAUUGUCAAGUCAAUCGUCAUGAGAGGAUAAAUACAAAUAGUUUGAAAUUCGUUGGAAGGCAUUUUAAUGGUCCAGAGCCGUUGAUCGAUUGUAGCUAUACUCAGUACAGGAAGAUCAUUAAAGGGCCACUUCAAAUAUCAUUUCAUCAACAUGAUAAUACGGUUAUUUUAGAAAACAGAUCAAUUUGUAUUGUGCAAAAUGUUAUUAAAAUGGAAAAUGAUGAUUGUUACUUAUUAGUAAAGCCUUUUGAAGUAAUCGAAAAUUUUUUUGAGAGUCCUCGUGCUUCUACAUCAAUUGGUGUUACACUGUGUUCGCAGUUAUCUUCUCAAAUUUCUCUCGUUAAGCUUGAUGAGGUGGUAGCUAAAUGUUUUAGAAUGCCAUACUGGGCAGAACUUCCGGCAAAAGAUGUAGUUCGUGAUUUUCAUAUCGUAGUUAGUUUGUGGUCUUCGCAUGAAACACUCGCUUAGUUUAAUUUCUUUUAGUAUUUAUAUCAAUUUUUCUUAUUUAAUAUUUUUUCAGAUUACUAAUAUUAUUAGUAGUAGUAAGAUUAUUGCAAUCAUUGUCUCUUAAUUUUAACUGUAUUAAUUAUUGUAAUUUAAUUACUUAGAUGAGUCUCAACAAAAAUCAAGGAGCACUGGAUCCUCGCAUUGCAGACCAAAAUCUGAUGCGGAAAAUGGCUUCGCUGAAAUCUUUUUCCACCAGCAGCUCAAGGAAGCAGAGUGGAAAUCAGCAGCUGCCUCCACGACCACUGCCUCGCUCUGAUUCUAGGGCACACAAAACACCUGCACAAAAACCCGACAACCAUCCAUACACAGCAACUCAAUCACAAACACCACCACAGAAGACACCUACAACAUACAACCGAACACCGCAUACAGUCACGAAACAAUCACUAAAUUAUCUACAAACACACAAGCAACAGCUACCAAACGUUGCACAAACACAGAACGUACAACGCACACAAACAACAUUACAAGAACUCUCGACACAGACACACAAUCCAUCACACGUACAGCAAUUUCAUCGUCGUUUUGUUUCAGAUGUAGUUGGUGCAGUAGAUGGUUCUGAAUUUAUUCCGACAAGAAAAUCAUCCCUUCCACUUGCUUCAUGACCAUCAGUAUCUUCAGCUUCAGCCCAGCUUGCAGCUCCAGAGAAAAACUUAAUCUACGACGCGCUUCUCAGAAUUGAGGAAAAAAUGACGUUGUUCGAUACAAGGCUACAAAACCUCGAAGAACUUGCAACCAAAAUCUAUACAACGACGAAACGAGAGACGAAGAAGAAGAGCAUGGUUAGAAAAGAUCGUCCGGCAUUUCUUCCGUUCUCGACAAAAGAAGAUCUUCUUCUCUUCGAUGAUGCGUCGGAAGACGACUACAAUGCUUUUGUGGACUAUCUAAGUUAUCUGGGAGGAGGCAAUACGUCAGCUGCAGCUUCCACGUAUUUUAGAAAAUGCAUCAAGAUGACAGAAGAUCUUUUUUCCAAUCUCACCUGGACUGGAUCGAAAAAACAAAAACUCAUUUCGAGCGUGCGGGAGGGAAUGGCUAUUCCCUCCCGCACGCUCGAAAUGAGCAGCUUGCCAUUCACUUUAGAGGCAUGGAAACGGGUCUUUUUCAUGCACGUGUUAAGAAAAAAAUUUUACAUCAAAGAAAAUCGAAUGGGUUGAGUUGUUCGCAUAGUUUCAUUAUAACACGAGCGUUCAUGCGAGCCAUAAGUUCACACCACAUGAACUAGUUUUUGGUUAUCCAGCUAGAGUUCCAUCUAGCGAAACAUUAAAAAAAUCAGAGUAAUUGCCAACGUUUAAUGGAUAUUUAGAAAAUCUUGUAUUAAAAAUGCAAGAGAUGGCAAAAUUAGCUCGAGAAAAUUUGAUAGAUUCAAAAUUAAAAUCAGAAGCAUAUUAUGAUCGAUUUAUAAAUCCAAUCGACUUAAAAAUUGGUGAAAAGGUCUGGUUAAUAAAAGAACCAAAACCAGGAAAAUUGGAGAAAAACCAUAAUUUGGGUCAAUAUGAGAUCCUGAGAGUACAUGAAAAUAGUAAUGUAACUAUUAAUUACAAUGGAAAACCAAAAACAGUUCAUACAAAUAAAUUAAGUCGUUGCCAUAUUUUAUACUAAAAUAUUUCUCUUUCUAGGAAUAUGGACAACAUGAUUAUUCAAAUGAUUAUAAUUUUUACGCUUUUUCGAAACAGUCACGCUAUAAUAGGAUACGACUGCGGCACAACAACACCAAACAUAACAACAUUCUCUCUACUGGACUCACGAGAAUGCGACUUCCACAAUACACAAGUAAAUUCAACAAGCGUCAACAUCGAGCUGAUAGAAGUCGCUGAAUUCCGAGAAGUCACGGUAAUACAAUGUAAAAUAGAAAUCCACCGAACAGUAUAAGCUGUGGAAUCUUCGGACAUCUUAUUCCUACAGAAAAUGGAGAGCAGGAAUAUAUUUAUGAAGUAAGUCAUGAACAAUAUAAACUUAUUCAUGAUACAGGAAUUUUUAAGUAUGAUAAUAUUCACACAAUAGCAAAUUAGAAGGUAAAUUGAACAAUUACAAAAGGAAUAGAUUUUGCUGGAAGUGCAGAGGGCAACUCUUGCUCAGGUGCAUCUUACGCUGAUAGUUUUGGAUCCUAAGGUAUUUGAUCAUGGCUUAAUUAAAAUAACGUUAAUUCAAAAUAGUAUUAAGGUUAGUUUAAAAAAUGAUAAAUUAAGAUUAAGCUCAGGAACGGUGUGUAAAUUUUCUGAAAAACAUUGUAUAGAUAUGGAAGGAGGACACAUGUUUUGGGAAGUUUUACCGCAAGGGGAAUGUUUUAGAAACUCUUUUGAUAUUCUUUUCAAAGGGAUAGCAACAAAAUAUUUUAGCGAUACUAAUCAUGAAAUUUUUUGCGCACUAAAUUAAAAUGAAGUAACGUUCGCUUUAGCUAUUAAGGAUAACAGAACAUCCAAAAUUACUAAUCAUAGAAAAGAGUAGUUAUUUAAAUGCGUAUUAUUUCCAAAGCGAUAAAAUUAGUAAUAUAAAUAGCGUAAACUUAGAUUUAUUUACAUAUGUUAAUUCGAAAUUUGUAUAUGUAGAAAAGCAUUCAGGGAAGCAGCUAAAUAAUUUAUAUUUUAAUUUAAUAACGGAAAAAUGUGAAAUUGAAAGAAAGGUAAUCCAAAAUUCCUUAGCCAUAGCCUCUCUUUCCCCGGAUGAAUUUGCCUAUAGUAUUAUGAAAAAACCUGGAUACAUAGCAAGAAUUGCAGGAGAAGUGGUACAUUUAAUAAAAUGUGUACCAAAAACAG